This is a messenger RNA of Closterium sp. Yama58-4, 2127 nucleotides long. Lineage: Eukaryota; Viridiplantae; Streptophyta; Zygnematophyceae; Desmidiales; Closteriaceae. The record is from the annotation of a GenBank genome assembly.
AUGAGCGGCUGCGAGAGCCGGGACGGCAGCGAGCAAGCCGCGUCAGCAACGACCUUCGUUCCAAAACGACCCAGCGGGAGCCCGCCGCAACUCUGCUUGCCUCCAAGCAUCACGGAGAUGAAGCAGGCUUUAAGGCGUAUGAAAAGUCAACCGUCAGAGAGCACUGGCAGCCCGCCCCAGCUCCGCCUGCCUCUCAGUGUGAAGGAAAGAAAACUGGCUUUAAGGCGGAUGAAAAGCGCGGAGAAGGUGGGAGAGCAGACGGGGAAAGGCGUACCUUGCGGUUCCAGUUACCGUAACAAUUCCGACGCGACUUAUGAUGAUCCAUUAUCCCAUGAUUAUGAUCGGCAACCCAGCCUGCUCGUCGCAGACAUCAUGGGCGACUUCCCGCGACACCAAGUCGCGCUUUCCACGUUCGCGCCGGUUCCGCUCCCCCCUUCCCGCCCGUUGAGACGCGGAGUGACUUACCACUUAAUCGAAGCAUCGCAUAAGCGGGGAGACGGCGACAACAGUUGGCAGGAUCUGACAUUGCAAGCUGCGAUUGUGUCUGGAGUGAAGAAUAGCGCAUCGACGGAAUCCUUGAUCGGAUUCACUCGAAGCAGUAGCGAACCCAACGUUGCCUCCGCCUGUGCACUGCGUUGGUCGCUGAAGCUGUGUUCAUCUCGAAUUCAAAUCACACUGCACUGGCAGCUGCAGAACGGGGUUGCAUGCCAUUCCGCACUUGAAGCUACAGCCGUGGCACAAAACUUGAGCAUCAUCGGUCGAGUAGGCUGCCACAGGAAGAAGGGCACAUCGCACCAUCGCCUACGUGCAGGUCAGUUUUCACAGAGCCAUCCGCAGCACAUGCUUCCCCAUGUCCCCUUCCUUGCUUCCCCGUGUCCCCCCAUCCCCUUCCCUGCUUCCCCCCAUCCCCUUCCCUUUCUCCCCCAUCCCCUUCCCUUUCUCCCCCCAUCCCUUUACAUGCUUCCCCCCAUCCCCUUCCCUGCUUCCCCCCAUCCCCUUCCCUGCUUCCCCAUGUCCCCUUCCCUGCUUCCCCCCAUCCCCUUCCCUGCUUCCCCCCAUCCCCUUCCCUGCUUCCCCCCAUCCCCUUCCCUGCUUCCCCCCAUCCCCUUCCCUGCUUCCCCCCAUCCCCUUCCCUGCUUCCCCAUGUCCCCUUCCCUGCUUCCCCUCAUCCCCUUCCCUGCUUCCCCAUGUCCCCUUCCCUGCUACCCCCCCAUCCCCUUCCCUGCUUCCUCCCAUCCCAUUCCCUGCUUCGCCGUGUCCCCUUCUCUGCUUCGCCGUGUCCCCUUCCCUGCUUCCCCCCAUCCCCAUUCCUGGUUCCCCCCAUCCCCUUCCCUGCUUCCCCCCAUCCCCUUCCCUUCUUCCCCCCAUCCCUUUACAUGCUUCCGCCCAUCCUCUUCCCUGCUUCCCCCAUCCGCUUCCCUGCUUCCCAUGCCCCCUUCCUUGCUUCCCCGUGUCCCUUUCCCUGCUUUCCCCCAUCCCCUUCCCUUCUUCCCCCCAUCCCUUUACAUGCUUCCCCCCAUCCUCUUCCCUGCUCCCCCCCAUCCCCUUCCCUUUCUCCCCCCAUCCCUUUACAUGCUUCCCCCCAUCCACUUCCCUGCCUCCCCCAUCCCCUUCCCUGCUUCCCCGUGUCCCUUUCCCUGCUUCCCCCCAUCCCAUUCCCUACUUUCCCCCAUCCCCUUCCCUGCUUCCCCAUGUCCCCUUCCCUGCUUCCCCCUUCCCCUUCCCUGCUUCCCCCCAUCCCCUUCCCUGCUUCCCCCCAUCCCCUUCCCUGCUUCCCCCCAUCCCCUUCCCUGCUUCCUCCCAUCCCCUUCCCUGCUUCCCCGUGUCCCCUUCCCUGCUUCACCCAUUCCCAUUCCUGGUUCCCCCCAUCCCCCUCCCUGCUUUCCCCCAUCCCCUUCCCUUCUUCCCCCCAUCCCUUUACAUGCUUCCCCCCAUCCUCUUCCCUGCUUCCCCCCAUCCCAUUCCCUACUUUCCCCCAUCUCCUUCCCUGCUUCCCCAUGUCCCCUUCCCUGCUUCCCCCUUCCCCUUCCCUGCUUCCCCCCAUCCCCUUCCCUGCUUCCCCCCAUCCCCUUCCCUGCUUCCUCCCAUCCCCUUCCCUGCUUCCCCGUGUCCCCUUUGUUGAAUUAG